AAAUAACGUGUGACAGCAACAACUUUCGUUGAAAAUGAACUCAUUCCGUUCGAUAGUUCGUUCUUAAAGGUUUGCGUUUUAACGUUGGAGGUGGAACUCAUGCCUCAGAUCGUGCAAAUCGCCAUCAAACAGAAAAGAACCGUAGGCUACUACUUCUCGGGAAACCGUGCGUUGUUCACUUUAGUAUAUCGCUAACUAUCGCGCUGUUUUGUGUGUUAAUUCUAAAAAAAAUAAAAACAAACUAAUAAAAAACUAAAAAAAAGCGACUUGGUACACAAGUAUUUUUUUGAUUGAAAUGGGUAAUAAAUUGUGUAAAAAGAAGAAUGAAGUUGAUGGUAAUCAUCCAAAAUCAACACCAUUUAUACGGAUAAUGAGUCGAUUUCAUUUAAAACCGAGAUGGAAAUCAGAUUCCCAUUUAGAACGGAAGCAUGUAAACAGGUAUGAAGUUCCUCCGUUAAACGGGACUCUUCCUCAAAAUCAACAAAAAUCGAUAUCAAAAACAAUAUCAAAGUCGUCAGAUUGGACUGAAGUUUCUUUGGAAGUUCCUGAUGAUGAAGUUGAGAUGAAAAAUUCGAAAUUAGUCUUUUCAAGUGAUAGCACUGAUGGAACCCCUUUGCCGCCGCCACGAAAACAUAAAAAAGGGUUCAAAGAAAGAAUUGAAUCUGUUGCAAAAAGUGGUCUUCAAGCUUUACAAAAGAAACCUGUCGAAGAACCACUUUGUGUGAAAAAAAUUAUAAAUUAUAGCUGCCCAACUGACGAAGAACACGAAAGGACUCAUAAUCGUGAUCACAAAUUACUUCCCCGAAUUGCAACACCAAAAAUAAAUCAUAAAACCACUCGAGACAGAGAAGCUAAAAGAAAAAAGAAUCUCUCAGUCGUUUCUUUACCAAAUUAUACAGAUUUGAAAUUUAGCGUUGCAAGUAAUGGCGAAAACAUUGAUGUUGAAUUACGAAAAUCUGUUCAUUCUUUACCCGGAGAAACAAAAAAAUUAUCCACAUUUACAGAAAAGAAAGAUUACAUAACAAGAUGUCGAAGUUUUGGUUCUUCUCUACCACAAUUACUCCUUCAUAAAUUAACAAAUAACAAGGCACCUUUAGCCGAAAUAGAAAGUGACGAUUCUUUCGGGGGAUUAGAAGAUUGGGAUUUAAAAAUCAUCGAACAUUACAAUCCUAAAGAUUCAAGCUUACCGAGAAAUUCAAAGCCUAUUAAAUCUGAAGCUGAAAUUUUAAACGAUUUAGAAAGUUUAAUCAUUAACGAGGAAGAUAUCGAAAAUAUUAAACCAAAACCGAAACCUCCAGUGAGAAGAUCUGAAUCUUUAGUGAAAAAAAUUAACAAAACUGCCGUUGAAGUUGCUAGAAAAGUUUCAAAUACAUCAAAUGUUAAAAAUGGCACACCACCACCAACGCCUGAUGAGAAAAGUGUCGAGGAGACGAUUCAAAUUUCUUUUGAAAAUCUUCCUACUCAAGAUGAACAAGGAAACGUUGAACAUUCAAGUUUAUUAAAAAUUUUGCAAGAUUUUAGCAUAAAAGAUGCACAAGAGAAACAAAAAAAUGAAAAUAAUAACAUAAAAGAAACUGAAACAAGGAAAAAUAUCAAAAAUAUUAAAAAUCAAGAUGUUAAUACUAAUAUGCACAUUCAAAGUGGAAGAAAACACAAUUCAUUUGAGGUAACCAACUUUUUGGAUGCUGAAAGAAAUCAUUUAACGUUUGAGAAUAACAAUAGAAUGAAAGUUGUUGAUAUUCAGUCUUAAGUAGAUCUUUUUUUAUAUCAAGGUCGGAACAUAAAAAAAAUUAAUCCGGCUUUGUUUAAUAUACUAAUAAUAAUACUUUACUUAAGAUACAAUUUAUUAAUGUAAAUAAAUAAUGUUUUCGCUUUGAUUUGUUAAAAUGAAUGUUAAAACUAUAGGAUUAUUAUCGCUGGGGUUUCAUGACGUGAUGUUUUUAUACGAUGACGUUCGAAAUCCAAUUUUGAAACCGACCAUUUUCAGCCGGUAAAUUUAUCCAAGUCGACAUGAAUAAUGGAUUUAUUGUUUGAUUUAUUUAGCGUGGCCCGAGCCCGACAAGUUUGUACAUAUAUUUCGUGUAAUUGUAAAUACGCGCGUUUCGUUUGUUGUUGCGCGCAGAUAAAUUUGUUUUUAUAAAUAAUAAUUUUCGAUAUACACAUUUUUCGCUAUACCUACAUAAUAUGAUCUGUACGAUAGCACACGCAAACACGUUUGUUCCUUCCAUAUCCGCCAGGAAAAUGCAAUAAACUGUAGAUAAUGUAUGUUUUAUAGUGUGUAGAUGUAAUGAUUCGUAUAGAAUAAAAUUAUUAUUGUAUCUUCGUACGACUCGCGAAAUCAAAUCGUAUUUUCGAAUAAUAUAUUAUUUACUUUUAUGUGUAUCUAUAAUAAAUAUGGAAUCGAUGGAUAUUUUG
Messenger RNA from Onthophagus taurus, 2415 nucleotides. RefSeq lists its product as uncharacterized. NCBI's taxonomy places the organism in Eukaryota, Metazoa, Arthropoda, Insecta, Coleoptera, Scarabaeidae. The record is from RefSeq and is a predicted model, not a curated record.